Messenger RNA from Papaver somniferum (opium poppy), 1176 nucleotides. Its product is annotated as aspartyl protease AED1-like. Lineage: Eukaryota; Viridiplantae; Streptophyta; Magnoliopsida; Ranunculales; Papaveraceae. The transcript has a single exon. Bases 1 to 1176 code for a protein of 391 amino acids. Gene Ontology annotation, cellular component: extracellular region. The record is from RefSeq and is a predicted model, not a curated record.
AUGAAUCCCGAUGCUGUACGUUUGCCUUUAGUUUACGAACCAGCUUCGUUUUACAUUGCAACGGUUGGUUUAGGUACAUUUGAUGGUAGCCAACAACCAUUCAAGAAUUACUAUUUGAUGAUUGAUACUGGUAGUGAUCAGACAUGGCUUCAGUGCGAAGGUGCCACAAAAGUUUUCAAUCAAGAUAUGCCCCUUUACCCUUGGAGAUCGUCUUCCACGUAUCGUCCGGUUCCUUGUAAUACUCAUCCUUUUUGCAAGGGAGAUAAGUGCAAUGCUGACGGAAUAUGCACUUAUAAAGUACGCUAUGCGAGCGGAUCAGUUACAUCUGGUAUUGUAGCUGAAGAAAAAUUUACUUUAGGCUCUAAUACUGGUGAUCCUGAAAGUAUUAAUAUACACAUGGGUUGUGGCUUUCGCCAGGACAAUUUUGAAAUCAAUAUCGGUAGAAAUCAUUUAUAUGGAAAUCCUGAUUUUAUUGCAGGAAUACUCGGCUUAGGACCAGGAGAAUGGUCAUUUCUAAAUCAAUUAGGUGAUGUUGGAGAAGGAAAAUUUUCUUAUUGUUUGGAGUUGUUUAAAGAUGGGAUUGUGGGAUCAUAUACAUAUUUAAGAUUUGGUGCCGAUGCAACAAUUGGAGGCGUAUUUCAGACAACUCCCAUUGUGGUGCCUCCAUUUCGGACGACGCUUCUGUAUUACUUAAAUCUACAAGAUAUUAGUGUUGGUAACAAAAGAGUACGCUUUCCUAGAGGUACUUUUAAAGUGAAAUCCCGAAAAGAAGGUGGUACUAUCAUAGACUCCGGUGCUCCUUUUUCCACGAUGUAUAAAGAUCAUUUCGAUAGAGUCGUAGAUUUGAUUAAGACACAUUUUAGUGAGUUUGGAGUAGAAUAUAUUGGCACCUAUAACAGUUUUGAUGCUUGUUUCCGCCUACCUGGAAGAUUUGAUAUUGCGAACUAUCCUUCAAUAACACUUCAUUUUCAACAAGCCGAUUAUGUCAUUUCAGAUUAUAAAGCUAAUUUUGUGAUUAUAUCUGCGGAAAUCGUCUGCUUAAGCUUUUACCGAAUGGAUAAAAAUAGACCAGCUUUUAUUUUAGGAGCAAUGCAACAAGCCAAUAAACGAAUUUUGUAUAAUGUUAUGGAUCAGUCACUCUCGUUCGCUACAGAGUAUUGCGAAUUAGGGUCAUAA